CAUUUUACUUCCCUGUCCGAAUUCCUUUCUGUUUUAAUGCCUGUGAAGUAAAGAAAAUAAUAAUGGCUUCCUCGUUCACACACUUUUGUACAAUUUGCAAUGAUGAUCAAAUAUCGAAAAUAGCAGUUACGUGGUGCACAGAAUGUGGUGUAUUUUUGUGUGAAGACUGUGAAAAACCUCACAGAAGGCUUAAUCUUUCCAAGAACCAUAAAACAAUCCUAACUGAGGAUUAUGAUGAGUUACCAACAUUCAUAACAAAAAUUAGUAUCCAGUGCAAGGAUCACAAGAAGAUGUUUGAACUUUACUGUUCUUUCCAUGCAUGUCCCUGCUGUGUCCAGUGCAUUACUGAUAAACAUCAGAAGUGUCAAGACAUGAAACCACUGUCAGAUAUUAUAAAGCAAUUUAAAUCAUCUGCCUCAGUUGAAAACCUUGAAACAGAUUUGAAUGAUGUAAAGGAAAACUUAAUAAAAUCAGUUGAAUACCUUAAAACCAGGAUAAGUACAAAUAAUAUUCAAAAAACUAAAGCAGUUGAAAAAAUCCGAUACAUGAGGAAGUCGAUCGAUAAGUACCUAAAUCAGUUAGAGCUGACACUACUCGAUGAAUUGGAGUACAAAUAUUCAAAGCUGAAAUCGAAUAUGAACACUUUAGUACAACAAAUGGAACUUCGAGCAAAUCAGAUAGACCAAAUGCAGAGCAAAUUAACUGAUUUGAUACAAUAUGCAACAGAUUUACAAAUAUACAUUUGUUUGAUUGAAAUUGAAAAAUCGUCAUCACGAGUAGCCAAUUACUUCGAAGAUUUGGAACAAGGAGAUGAUUUAAGUGAAAAGAAUUUGAAUAUGAGCAUUUCAUCUGAUCUUCAAUCUAUUUUGCAAGAUGUUAAGUCGUUUGGGGAUAUUGCUAUUAAGAUCAGCCCUUCUACUCUACAAGUUAAGACCAUAAGAAAGGAUCAAGCGCAACAAUUAGUUCCAAACAUUCCUGACGUUGAACAAAUUAAGCCAUUUUGGAUGUAUGCAAUGACAAUUCCAGUUAGUAUAUUUCCUUUACUCAUUAAGGCUUGUGUAGUAUUACCUGAUGAUAAAUUCAUAAUACUGGAUAAUGUGCAACUACUAUUGUUCAGUAACAACGUCUGCUUUGUGAGAAAAAUAUAUACAUUCAGAGAUAUUCCAUUGGAUGUCUGUUUUGUUAAAACAAAUACAGUGGUGGUAGCAUUAGGGUCAGCAAACAAGAUCGCACUGGUUGAUGUUGCAAAGAACAGAAUUAUCAAAAUUGUCAGACUUUCUCAUAACUGUGAUGGAGUAGGAGUUGAUGAUAACAUGAUGAUCGUCAGCAGUGAUGGGAAAAGUACCUUAAUAAAUUUGAAUGACAUGUAUUGUACAAUCUUACAAGGAGUGCGAGCAAGCCAUAUUUCAUUAUUCAAAGGACACAUUUAUGGUAUCCUUGAAAUAAACAAUCAAAGCAGAGUGAGCUGCUACAAAAACAAUGGAGAACAUAUUUGGACAUUUAUGCACCUUGAAAUUGAUGAACCGAUGGGACUAACAUUAGACAAGAAUGGAUUCGUUUAUAUAGCUUCUGCUAGUAACAACAGUAUCGUGGUAUUAUCACCCGACGGCAAAAGAAGUAGCUCAAUACUAUCCGAACACGACGGGAUCAAUUGUCCUAGUUCAAUAGAUAUAAACAAAGAAUCAGGACUGAUGAUGGUGUCCUAUGAUUUAAGUAGUGAUGGGGAUAUGGAGUCCUUUGAUUCAGCUUUUGUCUAUAAAAUACCAAAUGUGUGAUUGUUUUCAUAUUGAAAAAGGUUUAUUAAUGCAAACUAUUUAAUGCUAUCAAACAUUGUCAUCCUCCUUAUGGCAUCACCGUCACGUAAUUUAAAAUGCAUAUUUGUAUUCAUUUUAUAUGAAAUAAAACUAAACGCUAUAGUUGACUAACUAACAAAAUAAUCAAAAUUAACCAGACUUAAAUAUCAGUCAUAACAGUAAACCAACGUAUGAUUGCAUAUCCUUUAAACGUUAGGAGUGAUGACUUUAAUUUAUCAUAUUCCUUGUAAACAGAAAUUCUUUAUACGCAAAAUUUUGGUCAGAAAAUGUCAAAAGAAUAUCUACUAAAUAAAAUGAAAAAACAACACGUUGAAUAAUUGUAUGCGUCGAAAGCGCUCUUCUGGAUUUAACUUACCAGGAACGUUCAAAACCAAAUAUUUGAAAGCUGGGGAUGUAUAAGUACCGAAAAAAGUCGAAGUCAAGAGCUAUAUAACAAAAAAUGAAUAAAAAAAGCCAAAUCCAUCUAAGGUCAACUUUGCACGAGGGAGUUGAAACCCUUGUUUCUUUAUAAUUUCCAAAUUUAUAAACGGACAAUUUUAGAAAGGUUUGUUAUAAAUCAUGUCAGUACCGAAGUACUUACUACUGAGCUGAUGAUACCCUCAAGGACUAAUAAUCCACCAGCAGAGGUAUUGAACCAGUGCUGUAAAAAAAUUGAAAAUAACACGUUUAAUAAUUUUAUGCGUCCGAUGAACUUUUCUGGAUUUACCUUCAUCAGGAACGCUCAAAACCAAAUAUUUGAAAGCUUAGGAUGAGUAAGUACAGAAACAGUUAAAGAGCUAUAUUACAAAAAAAUACCUUUAAAAAAACCCAAAUACUAAGGGAUACAUCAAAUGCAACACAACCGAAUAUAAUUCUAAGACCCAUGCCAAAGUAUUUAUUUUUAGAAAAUACCAGAAUUGUACAGAUGUCCAUAGCUUUUCGAGUUAAAAGCAGUUCUUUUUUGUCAUGGUUACGGAGUCUCUUAGAUUGUGGCAUAAACCUGCAUAUUUUGACGUCGAAAAUUGUUAUCAAAAUAUGUCAUAAACUAUGGCAUAUGCAGAAUGAAAGUGAAUUGGCAAAUAUUGUGCAUUCAAUGACCUUUAGGUUGCCUUAAAGGUCAUAUGUUAUUGGUGAUUUUGAACUGUGAUUUUGGAGUCAUUUUAUUAAAUUUUGUCAGAAACUGUAAUAAAUAGGUCAAUACAAUAAAUACAAAAAAAAAAAUAUACAGAACGUUUAUUGAUUAUAUUUGUUAAGAGGUCAAGGUCAUGUUAAACGUUCUUAACAACGACCCUUACUUGAUAUUUUUGAAUUUUAUUUGCACAUAUGAUAUAGUUUUUCUUACAGAAUGUUGGUUUAAAAAUGAUUUUAGUUUUUCCAUUCCUCGUUAUGACUGUUUUUUGUAUGCUAGACGAAAGUCUAAAUCUACUCAAGGAGGAGGUAUUGUAAUUUUGAUAAAAGGGUGUUUUUCUAAUAAAAUAUCUAUUAAAACAUUUA
Molecule: messenger RNA, 3287 nt
Organism: Mytilus californianus (California mussel)
Lineage: Eukaryota; Metazoa; Mollusca; Bivalvia; Mytilida; Mytilidae
Exons: 2
Coding region: 63-1775 (570 amino acids)
Molecular function (GO): zinc ion binding
Source: RefSeq, a predicted model, not a curated record